Molecule: messenger RNA, 1573 nt
Organism: Daldinia loculata
Lineage: Eukaryota; Fungi; Ascomycota; Sordariomycetes; Xylariales; Hypoxylaceae
Exons: 11
Coding region: 279-1040 (253 amino acids)
Source: RefSeq, a predicted model, not a curated record
CGAUAAGUAGACCGGCUUUUUGCGUUCAGUUCGGCCCGUAGCUGCUAGCCCAUAGAUUCGCCCUGCUCGAUUCGCUUCUACUUAGGAAGUCCUACCCUAGGUAGAGUUGGACGAAAUGCAGAGAGCGAGAACUAUGGCGAAACUAUGGUAUUUCCUGCCUACCUACCCAGCCUUGUGGGCUUUCCGACAAACUUGGAAGAAUAAACACUGAGGAGUAGGUAAUAUAAAUGUCCCAGUGCCAUAUUCUGUCUUUCCAUUUCUUUUGAGGGUCGGACAAUAUGGGCGUUGCAACUCCAUUGACAAUUCUCGCACAACAAACAUCUGUCACGGGACUUAAUGGUAGGGCAGAAGGUUUCCGUACCCUUACGAUAACCCAGUCCUCUGAGACACACGUAACGGUAAUUCCACUGGGUAAUGGCCAACGAUGGACUCAGACGAAAGCGAACGUGGCAGUCCUCGAGACAACGUCUUCCACACCAACCCCGGCGCCGACUAGUUCUAGUGGUAACUCUGCUGCCACUGCCCUUAUAGUAAUGGGAGUUAUCCUUGCAAUAUCUCUUUCACUUCUCAUAGUAUACUUUUGUUGUUGUAAAAACCGCAAAGGUUACUCUAGCGAACGCAAGUCGCCGAAGAAGGGCUAUUACAAUCGUUAUAAUCAUCUCAAGGUCAUUCGUGGUCCACAAGGUCUACCAGGUCCACCGGGUCCACCGGGGGUUCCUGGACUUGCUGGUGCUCCAGGGCUUCCCGGUACCCAGGGACCACCAGGUGAUAGAGGUCCUGAGGGGCAAUGCGGUAGCGAGGGCCCACAGGGUAUUCCGGGUGAGAGAGGUCUUCAGGGCCCGAUUGGUGAAAGGGGUCCCCGAGGUCUACCUGGGGAUAGAGGCGACCGAGGCCCCCAAGGCCCUAUCGGUGAUCCUGGUCUACGAGGGACUGCCGGGGAACGAGGUCCCAAUGGGGCGGUAGGACGUAAGAAAUUUGCCUCGCUUAUCAAAAACUUGAGAACUAGCUGCUUUCAUAACGAUAUAUCUACCUUUUUUUGAUCCUUUAUCAUGUUGGGAGUAAUGCUAAUUUCCAUAAAAGCACAAGGGAUACAGGGUCCACCUGGUCGCGACGGUCGUGACGGCCGCGAUGGAAGAGACGGUCGAGAUGGUAUUAAUGGUCAGGAUGGCGCUGAUGGUCGAAAUGGCACCGACGGCCAAGAUGGUGCUAAUGGGAGGGACGGAACAAAUGGAAUUGAUGGGAGAGAUGGCACAGACGGAAGAGAUGGCAUAGACGGAAGAGACGGAGCUGAUGGAGCUGAUGGCCGCGACGGUGUCGAUGGCCAGGACGGAAGAGAUGGCCAAGAUGGCAUCAAUGGUAUCGACGGUCGAGACGGUACGGAUGGUCGCGAUGGUAUUGAUGGUAUUAAUGGUACCGAUGGCCGUGACGGUACUGACGGUCGUAAUGGCGUUGAUGGCCGGGAUGGUCAGAACGGCGAGAGAGGUGAAAGAGGUGAGAGAGGCGAAAUGGGUGAAAGGGGAGAGAGGGGAUGGAGAGGAGACCGUGGGGAUAGAGGAGAACAAGGAGAAAGGGG